UUGCUGCAGGAAGCUAGGAACACACACAGAAAGGAGUAAAACAAAUAAAAGAGAUAGAAGUCAAAAUUGCAUGCCCCCCUGAGAAGAAAGCUGUUGCAGCAGGACCAGGGUGGGGGUCGUACUCCGCUGCAUGCCAGCUAUUUGCGGCGAAAACAUCUGCUUAAAAUUUUGUAGGUUUCCAGUGCACGUCAAGAUCUCACCGAAGAGAUUUGUCUUGGCUGCACCAUGAUAUCUGCUGUCCUUCUCCUCUGGACUGUGCCCUGUGUGGCAAACCACAUCCUCAGUGGCUUUGUCAAGGGAGGGCUGCAGGAAGGCCCCCAGCAGCUGGCGUGCAGCGUGCCAGGGCCCCCUGGUCCCCCUGGCCCCCCCGGAGCCUCCGGCUCUCCGGGGACAGUCGGCAGAAUGGGCUUCCCUGGGAAAGAUGGCAAAGAUGGCAAGGACGGGGACAAGGGAGAGCACGGUGACGAAGGCCCACAAGGCAGAACAGGAAAUCCAGGCAAGCCAGGACAGAAGGGGAAAGCAGGAGCUAUUGGCAAGGCAGGCCCACGAGGUCCAAAGGGUUUAAAGGGUAAUCCUGGAAAAAAUGGAGCACCAGGAAAGAAAGGGCCCAAAGGGAACAAGGGCGAGACAGGGAUGCCAGGACCCUGCACCUGCAACGCCAAAGCAGCCAAAUCCGCCUUCUCUGUAGCUGUCUCAAAAAGUUACCCAAGGGAAAGGCUGCCCAUCAAAUUUGACAGGAUCCUGAUGAAUGAGGGAGGACAUUACAAUGCUUCCAGUGGGAAAUUUAUAUGCAGCAUUCCAGGAAUUUACUACUUCACUUAUGAUAUCACUUUGGCAAACAAACAUCUGGCCAUUGGCUUGGUCCACAACGGGCAGUACCGGAUCAAGACUUUUGAUGCUAACACUGGUAACCAUGACGUUGCCUCGGGAUCAACUAUUCUUUCUCUGAAGCAGGAGGAUGAGGUAUGGCUGCAGAUCUUUUACUCAGAACAAAAUGGGCUCUUUUAUGAUCCUUACUGGACAGACAGCUUAUUUACUGGCUUCCUGAUAUACCCUGAUCAAGAUUAUCUCAAUGAAAUAUAGGGUGAGAGACUAUCCUGAGGGGGAAAAGUCAGAAACACGUAUGAGAGCUCAUUGCAGCCUGUAUGCAGACAUGCCUGGGAUUAUCACAUGGUUCCACAUUCUUGGAGCUAACAGCCUGUAUUGGCUAUUUGGAUAUUUACUUGAUGUCAUCAAAUAUUCUACAGAGUGCUAGGAUCAAUAGGACCCACUUAAAGUAGCCUUAUGAGUCUCUAAAUCUCGAAACCACCCAUUACGUUUUCUACGGCCAUUCAAACAUGACGGGGAAAUGCAACUUCAACGCUGGUACAGAACGUUUUGAUUAUUUUAUUAUUACAAAGCCUUCAGAUAAAAAUUUGUUUCCUGAAAGCUGGUUUGGACAGCUUUCCGUUAACAUCGCAGACAGCAGUGCCCCUCCCCCUCCAAUAAUAAUAAUCCUUAUUAACACAAAGUUAAGCUUCAUCAGCUACUUAGAGGUCAGGAGGUUGUCAGCUAACACUAUAAAAGUAACCAUAAUUCUCAGCCUUAUCAAAGCAGUACUAAUAAACAGAAGUGUCCAGUCUAAAUGGGGAAUGACACAAAGCAGUGAUUUCAUCUUUAAGGCUAAAAGUAAAAUCUGUAGGACACAAGCUGUUCCACCAAGCACCACUGGCAUUCCUCAGAUUUCAUCCUCAAUAUACAACGAUAGCUGGUCGAUUGCCCUGGAGUCCUGCAUUUGCUUUCAGACAGGCAUCAGUAAAGCUGUGACCGGGGCAUGGCCUGGACCGUGCAAGCCAAAUACUUGUGGGACUUGGAUCCAGAUCGGAGUGUGAACCCGUCAGGUAAGACUCAUUUGAGAAUAUGAGCCUUUAUUCCAGAAGAAGAUUUCUUAAUACCCCCUUCCCUUCAUCUCUGCCAGCUUUUGCUGGCAAAAGAUACUUGUGGUGCUGAUGAGGUACUCUUCAAAGGCUAAAUACUACAAAUAGACCCCAUCUUACUGAUGAUAGGCUCUUUUACCCCUCCAUAUCAAAUAUUACAGAUGCUCCAAAAGUCUGCAAUAUCCAUACUGUAUGGAAAACCAAAAAUGGCAGAAGCUGAGGUAUUGAUGGUUUUCUGUUUUUUCGCCUGUAUCAGCUAAGACAGGGGCAUGCUGCAAAAUGGUUCCUUAUUACUGUAUCAGAGAGAAUUCUCCUGCUAUAAAGCACCCAAAUCUGGCUGCCUUGCUCCAGGAUGCAGUAAACACACACUAUAAUACAGAGGUCUCUGUCUUGGUAGCUGGACAGGAGGAACUUCUCUUACGUGCUAUCAGAUGGGUCGUCCUGGUUUCCACAGUCAAUUCCACAGCUGUUUCAUCUCCAUAUGAAAACUCAUAUGAAGUUCCUCUAAGCCUCAUAUUUAGGCAUUGAAGGGAGAUUCUUUAUGAAUAAAUAAAGAUUUUUUAAAUCUUACUUUUACAAGUCAAAACGUUUGCAUUAUUUUAGUGAACUACAGUAACUGUUU
This is a messenger RNA of Struthio camelus australis, 2538 nucleotides long. RefSeq names its product C1q and TNF related 2 (gene C1QTNF2). The record is from RefSeq and is a predicted model, not a curated record. Gene Ontology annotation, molecular function: protein binding. Lineage: Eukaryota; Metazoa; Chordata; Aves; Struthioniformes; Struthionidae.